AUGACUUCGCUGUGCUCCUCGUGGUCUUUCCUGUUUGUCAGUGGGGAAACAGCGGUCACAAAGGCCGAUGGAUUCGGAUGGGGUGGUGUGGUGAUGGCACUCGGCUCGCUGAUAUGCGCACUCCCUCACUGGCUCAUCAGUCCCUACAAGCCGGAACAUUCCACGAACAACGUGACCGACUUCGGGCAGUGCACUCUGAGAGAGCUGGAGGAGCAUACCUGUGAAGCUCAGUCGCUGCCUUCUCUUCUCAACCCCUAUUUCCUUCUCUUCCUACUCGGGCAGACACUUCAUGGAGUCGGCUCAACACCAUUAUUUUCCAUUGGCACAACGUUCAUCGAUGAAAGCGUCACACAAAAGGCUUCUCCCGUUUAUUUGGCAAUUCACGCGGUGUUAACGUCAUUCGGCCCUGUGAUUGGUGUUUUCGUGGGCGGAUUUAUGUUGAACAUCUACGAUGACUUUGACAGAGUCGAUCAUCCACCAAUAGCUCGUUCGGAUCCUCGCUGGAUUGGCGCAUGGUGGAUUGGAUUUUUGGGAUGUUCGAUCUCUGCACUACUGGUCGCGUUCCCAAUUCUGGGAUUUGCUCGCGAACUUCCGGAGGCCAAAAGACAUCGAGCCAAAGAUGUGAAUCAGGUCCUAAACAAUUUAUUAUUGAACUUCAGUCAAUUUCAAAGUGAAGAAUUCAGUAGGAAAAAGGAAGGUCAUUACCACACCUAUGAGGACCAUAGAUUUUGCAUCUAA
Cooperia oncophora is the source of this 738-nucleotide messenger RNA. The record is from the annotation of a GenBank genome assembly. Lineage: Eukaryota; Metazoa; Nematoda; Chromadorea; Rhabditida; Trichostrongylidae.